Rhopilema esculentum is the source of this 1814-nucleotide messenger RNA. RefSeq names its product regulation of nuclear pre-mRNA domain-containing protein 1B. The record is from RefSeq and is a predicted model, not a curated record. Gene Ontology annotation, biological process: mRNA 3'-end processing. Lineage: Eukaryota; Metazoa; Cnidaria; Scyphozoa; Rhizostomeae; Rhizostomatidae. Gene Ontology annotation, molecular function: RNA polymerase II complex binding.
CGAGGUCAUUUCAAGACGGUUAAACUAUUAUGGUUCGUGCUCGAACAAAGAGCUAGUACAAAGUUUUCACUAAUAUCUAGAUUUAAUGCAAAAAGAUGUCGUCGUUCUCAACAACAGCACUAGAAAAAAAGAUUAACGAUUUAACGAGUACCCAACAAAGUGUGCAGACGCUAUCAUUAUGGAUAAUCCACCAUCGGAAACACAACAAGGCCAUCGUUCAAACAUGGUUGAAAGAGUUGCAAAAAGCCAAGCCAAAAAAGAAACUUACAAUGAUGUACCUCACGAAUGAUAUUCUACAAAACAGUAGAAAAAAAGGAACCGAGUUUUCAAGGGAAUUCUCCAGUGUGCUUCCCACAGCAUUCCGGCACUGUGCUAAAGAAUGCAGCUCAGAUACUACAAAUGCUCUUGAAAGAAUUUUGGGGAUAUGGAAGGAAAGAGAUGUUUAUGAUCAAAUUUUUCUAGACAGACUGAGGAAAGGAAUGGCAAUAAUAACAGCACCUGUGGAGGAAUCCAACAGCCCACCACCUGUCAAAAAAUCUAGAACUGAAGAUCUCAAGCCUCCAUCAAAGAUUCCAGAUCCGGAUGAAUUAAUAAAGAAAUUAACAGAGCUGGAACACUCAGCAUCACAAGAUGCCUCGGCACGAGAGAAGAUUGCAAGCCUGCCGGGUGAGAUUACAGAUCCAGCAAAUCUUGACAAAAUAACUGAAUAUGAAGAUGGAAAGAAAUUGCUGAAAUCGCUAUCUGAAGCUUGUCAUCAUCUUUCGGAAUACAACAAACGGCUCUCGGCUGAGCUGGCAGACAGGCAGAUUGUGCAAAAGAAGCUUGCUGAAUACACUACAUAUCAAAAAUAUAUGCUGGCGCUAACUGAAGAUAGAUUAGAGGAAUCCAGGAAGAAGCUUGCUAGAGUAACACAAGUAAGAAAAGGACUCGAAUCUCACUUGCACAACUUACCGGAUCUUACAAAGUUGCCGGAUCCAAAUGCUGGAUUGGCCCCAUUACCGUCCGCUGGAGAUCUAUUUGCAAAAUCCACGUAGCUAUUUCCCCCAACUUCUCGUUUUUAUAACUCUCGUUUCAAAUAUUCAUUGCCCGUCGCAAGAAUAUUCUUCUUAAUUUUAAUUCUUAAGGGAUCUGAUUUCCACUGUGAAGUUCAUUUGACUGUACAGUGUUGGUAGGAGAAGCUAUUGAGAAUUCUUGGUACAUUGUAGAUAAAGUAUCAUAAUUCUUUUAUCUUUUUAUGAAUAAGAAACACAAUGAUGACUUCAACCUGUACGACGGUCCUACCAAUAUCCAAUGCAUAUAGGUUUUUCAGUGCCAAGUGCACGCUUGAAUUCGAAAUAACCUUCGUUUUUAUGCUAUCUUACAUUAAUGCCAUUGCAAUUACCUGUUCUGAAAAUCAUCUCCUCAACAAAUUAAAAUUGCAAACUAAGGUAGUAAAUUGUCACAACAAAUUCCUAACCUACCUUACAUGAACGAUACUUGUGACAACUGAUAAAAAUGAAAAUUUUGCAAUUAUGUCACGGUAAACGCAUAUACCAGAGAAUCAUUCAUCCGUCCCAGAGAAUACUUGGUUAGUAUUGAAAUUAGUUUUAUUUGGUAUACAACACUAGAGGGCAAAUUUUAUAUUAAGGCUCCCAGCUGGUUCGUUAGGCCAGCGACGAAGUAUGAAAAACCUAACAUCAGAAAGUACAGUCUUUGACGCGGAUGUUUCAUUGGUGUUAAGUGUUUGUUAUUGGCCUUUUUUCUCCAUCUUAUGUAUGUUGUUUAGCUGAAGCCAUAUGUUUUUGAUGGCAGUCGUAGAUCGGAAUGGUUUUUAA